GAGACCAUCAAAAUUAUAAAAAUAAAAAGAAAAUCUCAAAAGAGGAAGAGAAAACUCAAACAAAAAACUCUCUGUCUGUCUCUCUCCCCCUCCUCUCUGACUGGCUUGUCUCUCUCUCUCUCCCCCCCUCUCUCUUCUGGGUGAUCUGGUCCAUUUCUUACAAGGGAUUUUUUAUGCAGUUUUGAGCUAAGAUCGGCUCAAAAGGAACCAUUAAUUGUUUAACCAGGAGAAGCAAAAAAUGGACCGUGACGAGACAGGAUGCCAAGCUCCUCCAGAACGUCCUAUUUUGUGCAUUAACAAUUGUGGCUUCUUUGGAAGUGCAGCUACUAUGAACAUGUGUUCAAAGUGCCACAAGGAUAUGCUGUUAAAACAGGAGCAGACUAAGCUUGCUGCAUCAUCAAUUGGAAGUAUUGUGAAUGGAUCGGCAAGCAGCAAUGUGAAUGAACCUGUUAUUGCUGACACCAUUAAUGUCCAAAUCAAUGCAGUGGAGCCUAAGACCAUCACUGUGCAGCCAUCCUGUGCUUCAGUUUCAGGGGAGAGAGUUGAGGCAAAGCCGAAGGAGGGGCCAAGCCGGUGCACCUCUUGCAAGAAAAGAGUUGGUUUAACAGGGUUUAAGUGUCGAUGUGGUGACCUCUUUUGUGCAUCUCAUCGCUACUCAGACAAACAUGACUGCCCAUUUGAUUACCGUACUGCUGCCCGUGAAGCAAUAGCAAAAGCCAAUCCUGUUGUCAAGGCAGAGAAGCUUGAUAAAAUCUGAAGAUCUGAUGGGAUGAAGUUUCAUGUUCUGAAAUAUGAUGCACAUUUUAUCUUUGGGGCUUCUGAGUUGGCCGAGUGUCGUAUCAGGCGCCCUUUUUUAAUUGUCGUCUAUGGGGAGAAGCAAGGCAGUUUAGGACAUCUCUGCAGUAUGAAAACUCCAUAUCUUAUGAUUGCCGAGAGUUUGUAUGUUGGCCCCAAUGUUUUAAGUCUUAAUCUAUGCUCUGGUUUGAAGGACUUUGUCAUGGUCAAGUUUGUAAUGUGUCAUCCUGUUUCAUAUGGCAUUUCUCUCUAGCAGUAUCAUAAAACAUCCAUGGACGCUCGUGUGUACCUUUGUAAAUUUUAAUUAUGGCUUUCGUGGCA
Messenger RNA from Populus trichocarpa (black cottonwood), 1116 nucleotides. RefSeq names its product zinc finger A20 and AN1 domain-containing stress-associated protein 8. Gene Ontology annotation, molecular function: zinc ion binding; DNA binding. The coding region runs from base 239 to 757 and encodes 172 amino acids. The record is from RefSeq and is a predicted model, not a curated record. Lineage: Eukaryota; Viridiplantae; Streptophyta; Magnoliopsida; Malpighiales; Salicaceae. The transcript is spliced from 3 exons.